GCCAUGGCGGUGCCGCCGCCGCCGCCGCCGGGCCCCGAGCAGGCCCCGCGGUACCAGGAGUGGAUCCUGGACACGAUCGACUCGCUGCGUUCGCGCAAGGCGCGGCCGGACCUGGAGCGCAUCUGCCGCAUGGUGCGGCGGCGGCACGGCCCCGAGCCCGAGCGCACCCGUGCCGAGCUGGAGAAGCUGAUCCAGCAGCGCGCCGUGCUCCGCGUCUCCUACAAGGGCAGCAUCUCGUACCGCAACGCCGCCCGCGUGCAGCCGCCCCGCCGCCCGCCACCGCCCGCCCGCCGCCCGCCGCCCGUCAGCCUCCGCGACACCGCGCGGCUGCUCGGCGGCGACGGCCGCCUCACCCGCGGCCGCCUCCAGGGCUCGGCCGCCCGCCCCCCGAGCGCCCCCCCCCAGGCCAAGGCCUGCGCCCCGGGGGAGGGCGGCUGCCAGCACAUGGCCCCCCUGAAAAAGGAGGGGGCCUUCGGGCAGCCCGACAGAUGUCCCCAGCGCUGGCCGGGGGCCGAGCCCUCGGUGCCGCUGUCCCCGGGCCGGCCGGGCCCCCAGGCUGCCGAGGGAGCCCCGUUCAGCUGCACGCCCGGGCGCAAGGACAAGGCCGUGGACCCGGUGGAGUGGUCGGUGCGGGACGUGGUCGAGUAUUUCACCGAGGCCGGCUUCCCCGAGCAGGCCGGGGCCUUCCAGGAGCAGGAGAUCGAUGGCAAGUCCCUGCUGCUGAUGCAGAGGGCCGAUGUGCUCACCGGCCUCUCCAUCCGCCUGGGCCCGGCGCUCAAGAUCUACGAGUACCACGUGAAGCUGCUGCAGCGCAGCCACUUCCAGGAUGAGGAGCCCCCCCCGGAGCCCUUCCCGGCCUGAGAGACCCCCGAGGACACGGGGGGACCCCAGGGGACGCCCCCAAACCGGGGGGGACGCCCCCAAACCCGCGGGGACGCCCCGGGAUCCGGGAGGGCUCCUCCUUCCCCCGCUGCUGCACACGGAGACUUUGGGGGGUGGGUGAGGCUCGGGGGGGUCUCACCCCGUUUUUGGG
Molecule: messenger RNA, 1033 nt
Organism: Melozone crissalis (California towhee)
Lineage: Eukaryota; Metazoa; Chordata; Aves; Passeriformes; Passerellidae
Product: atherin-like
Exons: 5
Coding region: 4-861 (285 amino acids)
Molecular function (GO): DNA binding; protein binding
Source: RefSeq, a predicted model, not a curated record